AAUUUUUCUUGCAUUUCGCUUAAUAAUAAUAAUUAAUAUUGGCAAGAACUAGAAGACGUACGUACACACGAUCGUAGGAUCACAGCUACUCUAGAGCUAGAGAUGGAUGUAGAGUUUAUACAGAUCGAGGGUCAACAGGGAGGCUGGCAGCUCCUCUUCCAGAAACUUCACCAAAUCUCUCGAGUGAAUGCUGGUCCUCAACUGGUGGCCAAGAAACCGUUGAAUGUCAUACGGAACAGAUACCGAGACGUCCUACCCAUUGACUCGACUCGAGUGGUGUUGGAUAAUCCUGACAAUGACUACAUUAAUGCCAACCAUGUUCGGUUUGAAGAGGUGCAAAGAAAGUUCAUUCUAACGCAAGGACCGUUAGAACAUACGUGCCCUCACUUCUGGCAAAUGGUUUGGGAGAAUAACUCGUCAGGAAUAGUCAUGCUCAACAAGUGUGUGGAGCGAGGAAUGAGCAAGUGCUUUCCCUACUGGCCACACGCAGAGGACCCACCACUUGAAGCUGGAGUGUUCACUAUUGAGAACCUUGGUACAGAAGAGGAGCCAUCAUAUCAACUGUCCAACCUCAAGCUCAUCAAUACAGAGACUGAAGAGUCUCGGGUAAUCCUGCACUACCAUUAUACCAAGUGGCCUGAUUUUGGAGUACCUCAGAAUCCUGAUGUGUUCCUAGAGUUCCUGUAUGCUGUUCGUGGUAGUGGUGUUCUGGGAGAGAGUGUGGGACCUUGUGUUGUUCACUGUAGUGCUGGGAUUGGGCGUACUGGCACCUUCUGUUUAGUGGAUCUCAUGUUAGCCAAUUUGGAGGGAGUAAGUGACCUCGGUGCAGUUAACACUCAGAGUGUGUUACUGGACAUGCGUAAGCAGAGAUUAGGGCUCAUCCAAACACCAGAUCAACUGAGAUUCUCUUACAUUGCCAUUCUCCAAGGAGCCAUACAAGACCUUCAUCUUGAAACAAGUAGCUAUGAACCAGAACUAUCAGAAGAGUCAGAGGAAGACAGCCUCGAUGACACUGACAGUGAUGUUGACGAGGAUGAGGACGAACGUAUGGAGAGAAAAUAUCCAGGUCUGAGUCGGCAGUAUGGUAGACCUUCAGAGGAGCUCCCCCCACCACUCCCCCCUCGCCCCCCAGACACACUACCCCCUGACUACUCUGAUGACAGUGAUGACGCCUAUGAGAGACCACCUCCACCGCCCACUACACGCCCACCAGGUCCCCCAACAUCCCCUCCAUUGGGUAAUGAGCAAUCAACCAAACGCAGGAAGUUAGAGGAGGGACCCCCUGCAGAGGAAGGACCCCCAGUGCCAGCACGUAGCCUCAGUCCAGCUAAAGUCGAUAUCUACAAUUCAUCUGAUCCUUUUUUAGGGGUAGGAAGAGGAGGCGAUUCUCCUCAAAGACCCCCCCCUCUCCCAGCGAAGCAGGCUCGAGCCACCACUACUCUGAGUGGGGGGGUACAGCCUCCACCAGUACUCACUAAUAGUGGUGGGGGGGAGCAGCCGCCACCACCGACCACCGUUAGUGUGGGUGGCGGUGAGAUAGAAGAUGAAGAGAGAGCUCUAUUGUCUGAACUGGACGAGUUAGCCCAGAUGGUGUCCACACACAACGGAGAGUUGUCAGCAGGACCAGAGUUUGUCUCAGAACGUGAAAUGAGACGACAGAAAACAUUGGACAAAAUUCAUUCAAUAAAGAAUCAGAUUGAUAAUGAAUCUGAUUGGUCUGUUCCCUGGCUGUUGGUAGGCUUCGUAGCAGUGCUUGGAUACUGUGUCUAUUAUGUACUGCGAUAAACUAACUCAUAAUUUAUAUUGUGUUGUUCUUCUCUGCACACAAGUGUUACUGUACUGAGUGUGUUGAUUACUAGUCAUAGCCAAUCAGUUAUUAUAUUAAUAGUGUUGUUUUUAAUCAACAUUACUCAAAAUUCAAUAAUUAUCAUUGAUCAAAAUGUCAAUAAA
Halichondria panicea is the source of this 1950-nucleotide messenger RNA. Its product is annotated as tyrosine-protein phosphatase non-receptor type 2-like. Gene Ontology annotation, biological process: negative regulation of receptor signaling pathway via JAK-STAT; negative regulation of ERK1 and ERK2 cascade; peptidyl-tyrosine dephosphorylation. Gene Ontology annotation, cellular component: cytoplasm; nucleus. NCBI's taxonomy places the organism in Eukaryota, Metazoa, Porifera, Demospongiae, Suberitida, Halichondriidae. The record is from RefSeq and is a predicted model, not a curated record. Gene Ontology annotation, molecular function: protein kinase binding; non-membrane spanning protein tyrosine phosphatase activity. The coding region runs from base 103 to 1785 and encodes 560 amino acids. The transcript is spliced from 10 exons.